AUGCCGGAGGGAAAUAAAAUCGACUUGUCAGGGGACGGCAGCGUGCUCAAGGAGAUCCUGGAGGAGGGCAAGCGCACAGAGACGCCACACACCGGAUGCACUGUUUCCCUGCACUACACGGGUCGCCUGGUCGAUGGCACGGAAUUUGAUUCCAGAGUUGGCCGCAAUGAGCUCUUCGAAGUUCCGCUCGGCAAAGGUAAUGUUAUCAAGGCCUUCGACAUGGGGGUGGCCACCAUGAAGAUCGGCGAACGCUGCUUAAUGACAUGUGCUCCCAAUUACGCUUACCAAGCUGCUGGCAGCCCGCCCGCCAUUCCUCCGGAUGCUACUCUGAACUUUGAGCUGGAGAUGAUGGGCUGGAAGGGCGAGGAUCUGAGUCCAAAUCAGGACGGCAGCAUUGACCGCACCAUUUUGGAGGACAGCGAUAAGAAGCGCACUCCCAGCGAUGAUGCCUUCGUCAGGGCUCACAUUUCGGGUGCUUUCGAGGGCUCCGUGUUUGAGGAAUCGCGAUGUGGAGUGUGA
This is a messenger RNA of Drosophila suzukii, 519 nucleotides long. The record is from RefSeq and is a predicted model, not a curated record. Lineage: Eukaryota; Metazoa; Arthropoda; Insecta; Diptera; Drosophilidae.